UUGUGUACAAAACUCAACAUUUGGUGUAGGAGCAAAUAUAAUAUAAUUUAAUAAGAUUUUUUUUGUUAUCAUGUGCACACUGUGGUUGACUGAAUGUUUUCUAAUUUUUUGCCCCAAUUGUUUCCAUUCAAACAGAGUGUCUACCAGAAAACGUCACGUGCCCAGUAACCAUGUUCAAUGGUACUAACAUCUGCAGAGGAAUCAACAGCUCUGAUUUACACGCUCACUUGAACACAUCGAUGCACGUUCCCUGUCACUUUACCUUGGAGGAAUAUGCUUGUGCACAGCUGGACAACUUCAGCGCCCAUCAGCUGGUGUCUCUCCUGAAGUGUAAUCUGCCCGGAAACAGCAGCCACUCUAAAAUGUUGUGGAAGAUGCUGCUCACUAAGGUCUCGUCUGUCUUGGAUCCAGCUCUGGACAUCCUGGCUAACAUGUCCAUGCCUCCUCCAUCAGCGUCACAGAUUUUGGAUGUGAUCGGAGAGAUCAGGGUGUCGAUGCUGACCGAUGAGCAGCUGAGGAACAGCAGCGUUGUCGCAAAGUGGUUCUCCGGCCGCCUGAGAGGGUUCCUGCCAUCUGCGUCGGGAAGUUUCCUGCACUGUCUGAGCCGCAGGAACAUCAGCUGUCAGUCAUACCAGCAAAUACUGCAGGUAUUCAGCCAUCAGUUUGACAACAUGACCUUACAUCAGCAGCACGUCGUCUUCAAGAGCUUCGUCCUGCGUUUCUUGUCUCAUCCACUCUCAGGUCCAGGCUGUGUGUCGGGAUCCAACAGCAGUGCAGAGUGGCUGAAGAAGAAUUUGGGUCCAUUUUCAGUGUUUUUGCCCCUCAAAGAGCUUCUGCUUCUCAACCCACAAUUCAACCCUCUGGAGGUCCUCCACUUGCUGUCUCCAAAGCAGAGUGCAGAGCUGCUGGUGUUGACUCUUAAAACUCUUCCAGAGAAAGAAGACAUCAUUAAUCUGCUGUUUGAUUCCCUGACUCAGCCGUCCCAGGAGAAGAAACUUCCUGAGUUCCUGUCGAGCCUCGUCAUGUUCUUUCCGAGGGGAAAUCUUUCCUGUUCAGCAUACAAAACACUGUUUGCCAGACUGGACUUGGCCAUGACUACAGUUUCUCCUGAUAUAGCAUCAUCCAUCACCUACAACAAGAUGGACUUAUCCAAGCACAUACCACCUGGUUGCAUCAUAUACAAUGGAGAGUGCAAAGUCACCAUGAUUAAUGAAACCGACAUUUGCAUUGGAGUGAACAGCACAAUGCUGCAGCGCCACCUUGACAGCGGGAAGAUGAAUGUACAUUUCUGUCACUUUGGUGUUGAGGAAUUCGCCUGUGCUGAGCUGUCAGCUUUAAAAGCCGAGGAUCUGGCAGAGAUUUUAAAGUGUAAUCGCACCUUCAACUCCAGCGGCUCCAGACCCGUCUGGAAGCUUCUCCUCUCUAAAGCCUCUCAUGUGCUGGAUGAAUCUCUCGAUCUUCUAUCCAACAUGACACUGGACCCCAGAAAUCCUGCACUGUCGAUGGUUUUGGACUCAAUACGAGAAAUCAGACUGGACACCUUCAACAUGGCCCUCCUCAACGAUCCUGCCUUCAUCCAGCUGUGGUUCAUCCACAGACUUCGCCCGUUCCUUCCUGCUGUUUCCCCCGACUUUCUGUCAUGUCUCAUCACGAGAGGUUUGAGCUGCAGAACCUACCAACACAUUGUGCAGAUUUUGAGCCUUUUUAAGCCGCACAUGACGGUCCCCAUGCAGAUGACUGUCUACACACACUUCAUGAAGGUUUUCCUGACCAGGAACAACACAGCUGACCCGAGCUGCAGCUUACACAGUAACAACAGUGGAAUAUGGCUGCAGAAGAACUUGGGAGCUUUCUCUGAUCUGGUGUCCUUCCACGACAUACUGAAGCUCUACUCCGACUUUUCAGCGAUGGAAGCAUUACCACAGCUGACAGUCAGACAGCUGGCUGAGGUGUCCUCCACACCAGGUCAGCUCACCUAUGCUGACCAGGUUGACAUGGUGACGAAGCACGUCCCCGACAGACUCCUGUCCGCCUUCUUUGAUGACUUCUCACCUGCUAUCAUGGGUCAUGAAAAUAUGUUCCCCUCUGUGGUGAGGUCAGCCAUGUUACAAGUCGUGUUUGAUCGUGCCAACCUGUCAGAUCACUCUGUGGGUGAUUCAGAUGUUCUGAGGUGGCUCCACAACCGGCUGCGCCCCCUGCUGGUCGAACUGUCAUCAGACCACGUUACGCCGUUCUUCAAUAUACUGGCAGGAAGAAACUGCAGCAUCGAGAAGCAGGGUGUGGAUGACCUGAAUGGGACGAUCUCAACUCUCAGUUUAAGAACACAGAAAGAAAUCCACAAUCACAUCGUUGAGUCUCUCAAAGGACCAUCGCCUCUCCGUUGCUAUGGUGACAACUUCAACCACAGUUUCUACGGAUACCUGAAGAGUUCAUUCUUGGGUUUUGAAUUCCCAAGACUGACCACCUUCCUGUCCCUCAUGCCUCACAACAAAACGCAUCAGUUGGUGAACUCCAUGCCUCCAUCCGAUCUUGGGGAUUUCCUCCGUCGUCCUGACAUUGUCGACAACGAUGAACAGCUCUGCGUGAUUUACAAAAACUACAUGAAGACACAAGUGUUCCUGGAGAUGGAGGCUCUUCCGGCAGCGGUGCAGCGGCCAACGCUGCCUUGUGUCUGGCCCAUCGCGCUCAGUAAAUCCAAGAGGUCAGAGGUCAAUGCCUGGUUUGACAAAAGCCUCAAAAACUACAUGGUCUUCCUCACAAAGAGUCUGCUCAGCUCCAAUGCCACACAAGGCGCCUCCUGCGUGGCCUUCCAAAAGCUCGUCUUAGUUCUUGGUGUGUACAACUACACUGCUGCAGACUUUGAGAAGCCAGAUGUGUUCAACACCAGCAUCAGGUCCUACCUCACCUCAGUGACGGUGCCAAAAUGCUACAAUGAAAGCGUCCCAGAACUAAACUCAACGGCCUGGUUUGUUGAAUACAUCGGCCCUUUCAUGCCUUACCUCACUCUGGAGGAUCUUCAGUCAUUUGGAUCUUCAGAGGUUAUCCAGGUGUUCACCGUUAACCCCCUGAACAUCGCCCUCCUCAACCACAGCGUCUUACCUCUCGACCUCACCAACUACUACACAGAGCUUAUAUAUCGAGAGAACAGCAAUUUCAACCCCUUACUUCUUCCUCUGUUGUGUCGGUGUGUUGCUCUCGGACCAGCCUUCACUCAGCUGACUCAAGAAGAGAGUAUGGUCGUUCUGUACAACCUGACCAAUGUCUGCACAGACCUGGACCCACAGAUUUCUGCUGCUUUGGCGGGUAACCUUGGUGAAAACAUUGAUUCCACGGCCAUUACUGCCCUCGGCAACGAAAGCACCGGCAUUUCCACUGGCCAGCUCAAGGACAUCAAUCCUCAGGACUUAAUUGAUUCCCUCGCCACCCUUAGCAAUGUGAUGGGCUGGAAUUACGGUCAGGCCAAUGCCAUCAUCCAGAUUCUGAUGUCUUCAGGGAUGAUGCAGUUCAACAGCGCGUCAUCAUUGUUUACGCUGGGCUCUCUUGUUACGGGCGUACCAACGACAACGUUCACCAGCAUCAACAGCAGCCAGCUGAUUCUCGCAGGCAAAAACCCAUCGUUCCUGUUGUACAUGGUUACCGCUCCGGUGGUUGUCCAGCAGACCUUUGUUACUCAGAUCGUAGCCACGAACACUAACAGUGAGGUGAUCAUAGACAACGUUCCUGAUGAAAUGGCCACUGAGAUCCCCCGUUCUCGCCUGCUUGGCUUCUCAAGUAGUACCACCAUUAUUAAAAAACUCAACAAGAAGAAAUGGAAACGGCAGCAGGUUUCACUGUUCUUUAAUGUGAUCGCUGGGCAAAGUGCCACCAAACCAGACGAAUUGUCAUCCUCUUUGCUGCAAGGGUUCACCUGUAUUGGAGUAAGGACUAUAGAAACGGUGCAGAUCAAGAAGCUGAUCAAAGCUUGUCGGAGGAAACGCACGAGGAAGGUCACACUGGUGGAGACUCAGCUGACCUGCAUGUACAACUACAUCAAAAACGAUACAAACACCACCAACUUUGAGCUCUACCCUCCAGACAUGCUGAUGUAUUAUGAUUACUCCUUGGUGCCGCAGGCCAGCUGCAGGUCCUACUUUGAACAGCUGGCAGAUGCAGACUUCUGGAUCUUCUCUUCUGCUCUCAGAUACAAACUGACUGCUCUGUUUGCGAACGCCAGGAGCUGUCUGGGUAUCACCACCACGAGUUUGACUGAGGAUAAUAUAUCGGUUUUGGGAAACAUGUGCUGUACUCUGGAUGGGUCCUACAUCGAGAACUCUGACCCGUCCAUCUUGGAAAAACUCAAGAACUGCCCAGACCUCAAUAAUGAUCAGGGUACUGCUGUUCAGUCUCUGCUGCUGAGCGGGAAAACACAGUACGGAGUCUCAUCAACAUGGACUUUGCAAACUUUGAAGGACCUCGAUAUGUUACCGAUGUAUUUGAAAACAGCCUUCUAUGAUGAAUUCGACAAAAGAACGAAGCGGACAUUCAUGAGGUACUUCAUGAAGGUUCUCAGGAGGAACAGAGUGAGCAGAUACAAGAAGAGGCGGUUGAGACGUCAAAUUAGAGCAUCAAUUAAAAAGAAGUCAAAGCGAUCUAUAGUAAACGAGUGCACCGUAGGAAAUAUCACCCAGGUGACAGUCAGUGAUGAGGCGUUCCCCUUCGACUACGACGAAGUCAACCAGUUUGACUACUGCCUGAGUGCCACGGUCGUUAAAGAUAACUUGGCUUCCAUCACUGAGAAGGUGGACGAGGAGGAGUAUCUAAAGAUUGUUCUCACCAAGCUGCAAGAGGCGUACUCAGGCAGCUCAGUCCCAGAGGAUCAGGUUCAACUCUUAGGAGCAGCGUCCCGCCAGGCCACCGUCAAUGACAUCAAUCUGUGGACUAUCACCAAGAUCGACACGCUCUCUGCUUUGAUGGACUCGUCCAAUGGAGAGUGGGACCCGAGCCUGGCAAAGGCCGUCAUCUCCAAGUAUCUGAGUACAGAAGGGAACAAACUAGGCAGCGCAGAGAUCAACACCAUCGGAGGAGUCAACCUGUGUUCCCUGGACGCCGACGUCCUGAAGAAUAUUUCCCAAGAAAGCCUGAAAGAUGCCGAUGCCCUGACAGUGUCCAACUGCACCCUGGAGAAAAAGAAAGAACUGUUCAGCAUCGCCCAACUAGCAUUUGCCGACGACACCCGCUCAACUGUCUCCCAGUCCUCCUACCAGCUCACAGAACCGUACCUCGGGGGCGCAACAAAUGACUAUGUCAGAAGUUUGGUGGCCUCCGACGUCAACAUGGAAAUGGAUACUUUCACCAGUCUAGAUGAGACUGUUGUACAGAGCCUCAGUGUUAGUGAGGUUAAAAAUCUUCUUGGCACCAAUCUGCCAGAGUUGAAGUCCUAUGAAAACGAAACAGUGGUACAGAACUGGAUCACCAGCAGGUUACAGACAGACCUUAACGACCUGGGGCUGGGGCUGACAGGGGGCAGGGAUGGCACGGCCUCCACCAGCGCUCCUGCCUCUACCAAGGCUCCUGCCUCUCCUGCCUCCACCAAGGCUCCUGCCUCUCCUGCCUCCACCAAGGUUCCUGCCUCUCCUGCCUCCACCAAGGUUCCUGCCUCUCCUGCCUCCACCAAGGCUCCUGCCUCUCCUGCCUCUACCAAGGCUCCUGCCUCUCCUGCCUCUACCAAGGCUCCUGCCUCUCCUGCCUCUACCAAGGCUCCUGCCUCUCCUGCCUCUACCAAGGUUCCUGCCUCUCCUGCCUCCACCAAGGCUCCUGCUUCCACCAAGGCUCCUGCCUCCACCGCCGCUCCUGCCUCCACAGCCGCUCCUAAAACCACUGGCUCCUCAAAAUCAACAGCAGCGGGAUCUACUACCACCAAGGGUAACAAUGGCGCCCGCCUCCGAGCGGACCAGGCAGGCUUGUCCUUCCUCGUUGUCCUCGCAUUCCUCGUCACCUCUCAGCACUUUGUAGUCCUGUAGGAACAGGACUCUGCUGCACAUGGCUGAUAAUUUAAUUGGUUACAAACUACACUGUAUUGCUUACUUCUACAUGUACACCAUAUUUCAUGUGCAAUAAUAACAUUAGAUGUAAAUAAUGUAUUUUGGAUUACUUAGUCCUUAAAGUCAGAAAUGUGUACACACAGACGCCUACUCAUUUUAAACUGCAUUUAUUUUGCUUUACUUUUUCUUUUUGUCUUGAUGGUUUGAUUAACUGAUUUGUUAAAAGAUUUAUUUUAUUAGUUUAUUGAAAAAUGAAGGUUUAAUUGAAGAAUGAAGGUGAAAGUUCAUAUCUAUUUUUAUGAUGCUGUAAAUUCUUUGUAUCCCUAUGAAGCACUUAUUGUAUUUAAGUACCCAUAAUCAUCAGUUGAUCCAUAUUAAAUGGUGUGCAGGGGCCACUUCAUUUCAUCUAUGAAGUAACACAUUAUAAAUGGAAAUUAUUGCUAUAUGUUGGAGUAAGUCUGAUAUUUAAACUACAUUACGUAACACCUUAUGUCUCUAGUCCAGGGUGUCGAACUCAUUUUUGUUCAAGGGCCAUGUACAGCCCAAUUUGAUCUCAAGUGGGCCAGAAAAGUAAAACCAUUAACCUAUAAAUAAUAUAUAUGUAAUGUAUUUUUACUAUAAUAAACCAUCUAUUUACAAAGCAGAUGAACAGCCUGAGAUGCCUUAAGAAAAAUUAAUAAUAGGUCUUUUACAGAUUAUUUUGCACAAAAACUGCUGAUUGACAACAUUUUGCACAAUGUUAAAUAUAUGAAUGGUUUAAAUAUGACCAUGAUAUGUAUUCAUUGAUUUUUUUCAGACAUUUGUAUUCUGGUCAGGGUGGAAAAACCUCUAGCAGUAUUUUACAUGAAAUAUGCUCUGAAAUAUACAGUUUAACUUGCUCCUGAAAACUGACAUCAUACUUUGCAAAGUUAUCCAAUGGGCCAGAUUAGACCCCUUUGCAGGCUGGUUCUGGCCUACGGGCCGUAUGUUGCUCUAGUCUAACUUUGUGAAUAAGACACAGUA
Scomber scombrus (Atlantic mackerel) is the source of this 7022-nucleotide messenger RNA. RefSeq lists its product as uncharacterized. The record is from RefSeq and is a predicted model, not a curated record. Bases 171 to 5999 code for a protein of 1942 amino acids. Lineage: Eukaryota; Metazoa; Chordata; Actinopteri; Scombriformes; Scombridae. The transcript has 46 exons. Gene Ontology annotation, biological process: cell-matrix adhesion. Gene Ontology annotation, cellular component: cell surface.